UUGUGUCUGAUGCUGUUGGAACAGCUAUUUCUCCAGCUUCUCCCUCAGAGUAAUGCAUGUAGGCAGCAGAGAAAACUCUUCUAAUGGAGCGUUAGCCAUGUAUUUACUGGUAGAUUUUUUGAAAGGAGCUAAUGAUGUUAACAACAUGCAUGGAUUGCUCCAAAAACUGAAAUCAAGAGUAUCUUUAUCAACACAGCAUGAACAGGAAGCCAGAGUGACAAAAAACUCGGGCACUUCUGCUGUCUCAGCGGCGCCAUCAUCAUCAUCAUCAUCAUCAUCAUCGCAGAGGACGACUUGUCCGACUAAGGAACAGUUACCUGUUGUUCUGAGCUCUGCCUCGAGGUGGAAGCGGAAAUAUGACGUGUUUGUGUGCCAUAGCUCUGCCCACAGUGACGUUGAAGAGGCCACACGCCUGGUCUCAUUCCUUGAGACUUCACCCCGCAACCUCCGGUGCUACUUGUGGCAGAGAGACAAUUGUCCAGGAGGCGCAAUUUCCACAGAGUUCUGCCAGGCCAUGCAGAACAGUCACUUGCGGGCUUUGCUUAUCACUCCCAGCUUCGUGCAGGACGACUGGUGCAACUAUAUGAUGCACCAGGCUCUGGCAGAGGGACCUAUGUCCAAUAGGAUGAUCCCUCUUAUUCAGAACCUGUCCCACUCCCAGUACCCCCAGGAACUGAAGUUCUAUUACUACAUCGACCUGAGCAAGAACCCAGAAGGCUAUACUUUUGUCAACAAAACUGUACUCAAGUACCUCGAAGACCUGAUUAAAAAAGAAAAGAUUCUUGAUUGCAAUGUGGACAGAUCUGGCGGUGGAUUAGACGGAGAAGGUAUGCCACAGGGAGACAAAAUCACGCCAGAGUCCGCUGGGACUUCUAUUCCGUUGGAUAUGAAACAGGAGAGAGAUAAAAGCCUCGGUGACGCUUGUUAGGAUCAUCAUAAACAGUGAAGGAUGUGAGUGGAGAAAAAGACUGCUGCAGCUACAGACUGUUUUGCUUUCACACAGUGCAGGUGAUGUUAAGGAAAGCUAAGCUAGCGGUUUUGUCAUUUUUUUUUUGUGCAUUAUCACCUAUGAGUGAGUAUACGUGGUGAGGAUGUUCUGUAUCAGAUUUACAAAAAUGGAGUACACAUAAAGUUGAUCUGCAUAGUUUCUGAGCUUGUAAGCUUGUGACCCAUGAAUCUGAUCAAUUACAGGCUAUAACUUAAAGUGAGAAGUGGACAUCAACAUACAGCAUGCUGUAACAGGACAUAGUGUGUGCCACUAGGUGGCUCCCUUUAAAGACCUUUCAUUGCAGUAUCUUGUCUUUGGACAGGAAAAUAGAGGAACAAUAUGUCAGUAUAAAAAUAUGUGAGAGGAGCAUCAAAUGUUUUAUUUGAUAAUGACUUCAGGACAUUUAAAUCAUACUUACAAGAUAAAACAGCAGCAAAACAUGUUCUUCUUCUUAUUGAAUUUAUUGAGUCACCCUAAUGCAUGCAUCACUUCCACAUAGUUAAUAUUGGGUUAAUUGGUAUCUCUUAACACCAGUCAGCCACAGCAAUUACAACCACACUGACAGGAGAAGUAAAUCACAUUGACAUCUGGUCACAAUACAAUGUUGUGCUGAGGCAUCGCCACUCAAUGACACCAACACACACAAAAACAGUUUAGGAACAUCUAAAAAAAAUAAAAAAUAAUUUAAGACAGCACAAGGUGUUGACCUGAGGCCUGAAGCACCAAGCAGGAUUGCGGACUUGGCGAGGUAACUUCAGGGUUAACCCUGGGUUUCCGGUAUCACAAAACUGGAUUAUCCAAAAAAAAGCGUUGAAUAAGGUCAGCUGGACUUGUAGAAUUUCUUGAAAGCCGCUGCUGACCUUAUUCAGCGCUUUUUUGGAUUACCAUGACCUGGAUGACUGAGAACCUUCACAGACAUGAAGCUGGAUUAAUUCUUAUCGAGGUACGUUACCAAGGUAACUUAACGGUAAACCUGACUUGGGUCAGGGUAACUUUCAGGAUUUAUCUGAACCCAUUAAAAGGCUCCACCCACCGACCAAUCAGCUGUUCGGGAAAGAAUCACGUGCCCUUUCAUUUAAAACCCAAUUGAGAUUUUAGCCCAAAUCAUGGGAAGAGCGUUACGGCAUGAACACAUCUCCCACGCAAAGAAUAGAGUAUAUUUUAGCCAUUUGUCCCCGCUACGCUCAAACACAGCUCAAAAUCAGGAUAAUUUAAUUCAGGCCAACAACUUGAUCUAUUGAUAUGAUGUAAUUGUAAUUAUUGUAUCCCAUGUAACUUUAUGGAAUUAAGAAAUCCAACUCCCCAGAUGAAAUGAUGUUUUUGUGCUUGGUUUUUAUCUGCUUCCACAUCCUUUGUACUCCAGAGGGGUUACAUCUGGAGGCAUGACACUAAUUGUCAUACACGUGAUUCAUCUGUGCAGCGCAGUGACUGGGUUUCGUGACUGCGUUAAAUGUAAACUAACUGAGCCAUUGAUGUAUAAUUUUCUGCAUUUAUGCAAUCUGCAAUCCUUUGCCAUGCCUUAUGGCGUCUCUUCAGUGCAGCCGCGGCGUUUGACUUUUCGAGAUUUCGACUGAUAUUUACGUUAUUUUCUUCAUAUUUGAGGAGAAUCAGUCUUUGCUCCUUUUUGCUGGCGGAUCAGCGCUCAUGAUUGUGAUUGGUCUGCUUUUUUAAUUUUUAUUUUUUUGUUUUUGUAUAUAUAUAAAUGCAGCAUAAUCCUCCCAUUUCCCCAUCCCCCUAAACAUUUCGCACCACAGUGAAAGAUCCUUGAUAAUCUCUUCUUUUGUGGCAAGCCAACAUUAUAUCAUGAAAAUGCAGACUAAUCUUUAAAAGGCACAGAUGUUCUGCGAGGCUUUGGUUUGUAACCAUUGUAAACCCUUGUAACAUACACACACGCGUAGUGAGUUAUCAGGCUCCGGAGAACACAUUUCAAAAAAAAAAAAAAAAAAGACAUGAAAGGCACUUAAAUUUAACAUUUAUAUCAUUAAUAAUCACAUUGUACCAGAUGUUGCGUGUUUUUUUUUUCUUUUUCUUUUUCUUUUUAAUGCAUUGCUGUUCAUGUGGAAAUCUGGUCUGGGGUUUUAAUAACAUCUGCUUGGUGGAAGGACUGACUACACAUAAAGACGGAUGAACAAUGUUUUCUGCGCAAGGCUGGAAAGAUGAUUGUAAAUGUGGGAGUUUUUAAGGGUUGAUUCACUUCCGUUUAGUUUUUGUGAUAUGACAAGAGAACCUUAACGAUAAUAUCUCAUACUGAGCUUCUGUUGAAUGCAAAGCUUUUCCAAAUAUUUAAAUCUCCAAAGUGUAUGGACUGUACAAACUACAGUAAACACAUUGUGACAACAACGUGCCACAGUCAUUUUCUGGAUUCAUUUCAUGAUCAUUUCUUCAUAAACUCAGCUGCU
Messenger RNA from Mugil cephalus (flathead mullet), 3387 nucleotides. Its product is annotated as toll-interleukin 1 receptor (TIR) domain containing adaptor protein. Gene Ontology annotation, biological process: signal transduction. NCBI's taxonomy places the organism in Eukaryota, Metazoa, Chordata, Actinopteri, Mugiliformes, Mugilidae. Bases 53 to 928 code for a protein of 291 amino acids. The transcript is spliced from 3 exons. The record is from RefSeq and is a predicted model, not a curated record.